Molecule: messenger RNA, 2763 nt
Organism: Oikopleura dioica
Lineage: Eukaryota; Metazoa; Chordata; Appendicularia; Copelata; Oikopleuridae
Source: the annotation of a GenBank genome assembly
AUGCUAAGAAGAUUGACUAGAAGUUAUAGGCUUAUUCUCCUUAUCGGAAAGUCAUCCAUCAAAAGCAACAAACAAGUGGCAUUUCAGAGAAACUUAACCAACCCGCAAAAAUUUGAUGGCGAAUUUCGUCAAAUUAUCCCUGGUAGCCAUAUCAGUGCUACCUUCUCAAGCUCAGUCGCCAACGUCGACUUGCUCGAUAAUUUCUCCAAGCUGGCGUCAAAAAUAGAUGCGUGCCUUCUUUCCGGUUGUUGCUACGAUUCUAACGAAUACCAAACAAGCAGAGGAAUCGUGCCUAAGUGUUACAGACCACUUCAGGCUGCUCCUUCAACGGUUCCACCUUCUCUUGUUCAAGUCGUUCCGAUCACGAAAGCCAUUCCUGCAACCAGCGCGCCUGUCAAAACUUCUCAGUACACGCUUGCUCCUGAACAAAUCAAGGCCAACUUACAAGAGCUCAAACUGAAGCUCGAUCUCCAAAAUGGCGCCCGCAGUGUUAAGAAGACAACAACGACUGCAACGCCAACUACCACCACCACAGCAGAAACUACUCAGCAAACCAAGAUGAAGGAAGAUCCCGAUAAAGUUGUUGCCCACGGCGACUUGAUGAGCUCUUACACGAAAAAAACUUGUCUUCAACUUUCGACGACAAAGACGAUGAACGACACCGUUCGAGAAUUAACAAUGGACAAACUGAACUGUGGCUCAAUCCAAUGGCAAAACUACGAUCCCGAGAAUGACCCCAAUCUUCAGCAGAGCUCUGAAGCAGGAAUGAAGCUUCUUAUGGACAAACUGAAGGAAAAACAGGAAAAAACAACGACGAUUCUCGCUGGUGGUAAAACAGAAGUUAUCGAUAGCUCGGGAAAUGUUCAAAUGAGCCUGCAAGCUAAACUCGAAGAGAAACUAAAGAAAUCUCGAAUGGAGAAGAAAAAAACGUCGUCGGAAUGCAAGAAACUCGAAGAGAACUUUGCGAAACAGCGAAAAACACGAUUUUCGAACGAAGACGAGAAAAAAUUUAAAGAUAUUUGUGGAUUCGUCCCUGAUGCUGAGUAUAUGUUCGGUUUGAUAACUUCCCUCCAGAUCUUGAAAGAGGAGGAAGCGAAGAACUGGAAAAUGCCUGGAAUGGCUCUUGAAAUGGAACUAGUCGAUUGGCCCGUCAUCGAGAAGUGCAUUGGUCGCAAAUCCGUCCUCAAUCAGAAAUUCAACUGUUUCGCCCGAACCGACAGAAUUUGGAACAAGGCGUCAUGCUUCAAGAACGGAUGUAUCUACCAUGGCGAAGACUGUUUCUACUGCAAGGAAGCGAUUGAAAACAUGAAAGCGUCGAAAGUAGCGAUCGAACAAAUCAACGAUGGAUUAGGCGAAUGCCAGAUUUCCACCAAAAAACGUCAACUGUGUAAAGGCUACGUCAAAGAAGACGGAGAAAGUCUCGCCAAAAAAAUGAUGAUGCUUCAAAUGAUGGCCAACCCUUCCAUGGGAAUUAUGCUUGAGAAGAAAAAUCAAUCUAAAUGUGAAAAACUUGGCUGCUGUUACGAGCGAAAUGACAAGAAAAUGAUCAUGCAAAUGAUUAUGAUGAAUAACAAUGCGGCAUCUAUGCAACCAGUUGUACCACAAACAACAAUGAAUCCAAUGAUGGCUCUCUUAGGUGGCGGAAGUAGUUCUUCAUCGAACAUGAAUAAUAUGAUGUCAAUGCUUUCUGGAGGCUCUUCUUCUUCAAGCAUGAACAGCAUGAUGUCUUUGCUCGGUGGUGGAAGCAAGGCGUCAACGGAUCCCUUACAAAUGAUGUUGAGUGGAAUGACGGGUUCGAGCAGUAGCUUCAACGCAUUGUCCGGCUUGGGCGGUUAUGGUCUUUCUAGUUCUAGCGGAAGUUCAAGCGACGCACUGAUGAUGUCUAUGAUGAUGGGGGGCAAUCCAAUGAACAGCUUGCUUAUGAAAAAGUUCGAAGAGGACGACGAUUCAACUUGCUUCGCCCCAAUCGACUUUGACAGAACAGAUGAUCACGAGUGCGUUCCGGACAUCGCCAAUAACGAAUGCGGAGUUGCUUCUGAAAAUGCUACCGAACACUCUUGGAAUGUUAUCUUCGAAGGACCAAACGGAAGUCGAUGCGGAGGGGCACUCAUUUGCUCAAGCUGGAUCCUUUCAACAGCUAGCUGUCUUCGUUCCCUGGCAGAUGAUGUUUCUGAUAUUCAAGCCUACACUGACAUCACAAAUGGAACAGACCUUUCAUCUGCGACGGCUUUAACUAUCAGACAAGUUCAAGAGCAUCCACUGUAUCAAAGCGUCUCAUACGGCCGACACAGACUUCUCAAUGACAUCGCCGUAGUACAGAUCAACUCCGUGUCAAAUGCUCCCAUUUGUCUUCCUUCGAAGAGCUCAUUAAAUCCAGCCGUAAAUGAUGAAGUUUUCUCUUUUUCAUACGGAGCAGAAGACUCAUCUGGAUCCUAUUCUGAAGAAAUGAAACGAUCUAAUUUCAACUUGAUGAAAUUGAAAGUUUGCGAGGACAACUAUGGCAACGUUGAUUUCUCCUCUUCCUUGUGCGCGGAACAAGGUUCCGAUUCGUCAAACGCCGGGAGUCCAAUUUGCCACAACGAUAAAGGCUCUGUGGUGGCAAGCAUGAUCGGCGGAAACUACAAGAUCGCUGGACUAGUCGCUGGUGGUCCAGAUAACUGCGUUCUUUCUUCAAAUACGCCUGCGGUUUUCCUAUCGGUAAGGAAAAACCUUCAUUGGAUACUUGAAGCAACGAACAACUGCUGCCAGGCUACCCUCUUUUAA